AUGCUUCUAGGCCGUCCUUAUCUCUUAAAAACAUGUCUUAAUUUGAGAGGGCUCUCUUUUCACGCUUCUGCUUUCGGCAGAACAUCAAAUCCGUCUUGGAGGGACACCAUUCAAGCGAAAAACGACAGCGUCAAUGCACUGGUCCACAUUUCUCAACCAGAACCCCAGCGAGACAGUGGAGAGACGUCAUCUUUACAGGGCGUCGCAGUUGCAGUGAAGGAUAACAUCUGUACUUCAUCAUCUCCAACGACGUGCUCUUCGGAGGUGUUAUACGAGUUUACAUCUCCAUACGACGCGACUGUAGUAGAGAUACUACGAAAAGCAGGAGCCGACAUAGUAGGGAAGGCUAACUGCGACGAAUUUGGGAUGGGGUCCUUGAACAUAUACUCAGCCCACGGACCUGUCGUUAACCCAUUUCAAGUACCGGGUGCAGAAGAAUGUUCAUGGAUCGACCGAGAGAGACGAUCAGCUGGAGGCAGCUCAGGCGGAAGUGCUGCUGCAGUAGCCGCUGGCAUGUGUUACGCUGCUUUGGCUACAGAUACCGGAGGCUCAGUACGACUCCCAGCCUCUUACUGUGGGGUAGUAGGAUUAAAGCCUUCCUACGGUCUUAUAAGUAGGUGGGGUGUUGUGUCGUUCGCCGAUAGCUUGGACUGCGUCGGGGUAUUGGCGAAGAGCGUGGACGCGGUCAAGAACAUAUUCGGUACUAUAUCGUCGUACGACCCCAAGGAUCCCACUUCUGCAACACCAGAUAGUCGGCAGAAAUCUUUUGAGCUAUCUGAAGCUUAUCUUCCGUCCUUGGACACCGUAAAUGGAAAGUUCUCUAUGUCAGGUCUUCGAAUCGGUAUACCCCAAGAAUAUUUCCCCACUGAAUUAGAUCCUACAAUUCUAUACCCCAUACGAAAGAUCAUAUCUUCCCUACGAUUACUUGGAGCCUCAAUUGUCCCUGUGACGCUACCUUCGACGCCAUAUGCCCUCAGUGCAUACUACGUCAUCGCCAGUGCCGAGGCCUCAAGUAACCUUGCGCGGUACGAUGGCGUGGAGUAUGGGAAACAGGGGAGCCUACCCCCUGGUACAGAUAGAUCAAAAGCGAGCUCCGUAUAUGCUCACACUCGCUCUGCAGGCUUUGGUGGCGAGGUGCAAAAACGUAUCUUACUGGGAACGUACGCGCUUACAGCCGAUGCUUUCGAUAAUUAUUUUCUUCAAGCGCAACGUGUUCGCAGGUUGAUUCAAGCGGAUUUCGACCGGGUGUUCCGCAUGCCGUCUGCAUUAUCUUCUGUUUCUAGAUCAAACGCCGAGGGUGUCGACGUACUCUUGCACCCCUCGGCCAUACGCACAGCCCCUCUGCUUCCACUUUCUACCGGAGGCCACGCAAGAGACUCGGCUUUUGGGUUAGACGCGUAUUUGCAAGACAUUCUGACUGUACCUGCUUCCCUGGCAGGACUACCGGCUCUCAGCGUCCCUGCAGGAUCCGCGUCGGAUGGGUGGCCAAUUGGUGCGAGUAUCGUCGGACAGUGGGGUGCCGAUGAUAUCGUGCUACGAAUGGGUCGAGCCAUCGAACACAUACAUGCGCAGGUAUAA
Molecule: messenger RNA, 1578 nt
Organism: Serpula lacrymans var. lacrymans S7.9
Lineage: Eukaryota; Fungi; Basidiomycota; Agaricomycetes; Boletales; Serpulaceae
Product: glutamyl-tRNA amidotransferase subunit A
Exons: 8
Coding region: 1-1578 (525 amino acids)
Biological process (GO): glutaminyl-tRNAGln biosynthesis via transamidation; mitochondrial translation
Cellular component (GO): mitochondrion; glutamyl-tRNA(Gln) amidotransferase complex
Molecular function (GO): glutaminyl-tRNA synthase (glutamine-hydrolyzing) activity
Source: RefSeq, a predicted model, not a curated record